Dovyalis caffra is the source of this 435-nucleotide messenger RNA. NCBI's taxonomy places the organism in Eukaryota, Viridiplantae, Streptophyta, Magnoliopsida, Malpighiales, Salicaceae. The record is from the annotation of a GenBank genome assembly.
AUGGCACCAUCAGUAGAAACUCCAAAUCUCAAGCCCCGUAAAAAGAAAGCUGCAGCCUCGAGAGCUUCCUUGAUUCAGUUGCAAGGAAAUGAUGUCAGAGAAGGUCAACAGGUGCAGGUGCGUCCGUCUUUAAGACCAGGAGGGAAGAAAGCCUUCAAAAAGAGCUCGAAGAAAGAAGGCUCUCCAUUGUUCCAACAACCAGAGAGGUCGAACUCUGACUCAUUGCCAGACUCCUCUGCCCCGGUAGAUGAAUACCGGCAUCUAAGACACAAGUAUUUGUUGUUGGAGGAAGAUAGCUCUGCUGUGGAGGGAGCUUUGAACAAGGUUGAGGAUGAGGUGAAGACCCUUGAAGAUGAGAAAUUUGCAUUAUUAGACCAGCUUGUUGUUUUAGAAGGCCUGAUUGAUCCUUCAGAAAUGCAGCCCAAUGGGUUCUAG